AUGCAGUUAACUAACAAAGCUACUAGAAUCAUUCAAUAUGGUAUAAGUGCUAUCACGGUAUUAAUAUCAGGGUUGUUACUCAAGAAGAAUCCUUCAAUAUCAUCUGUUGUAGAUGAACUUAAUGAGUUAACAGGGUCUCAUAUGAAUUUAUCAGAUACUUCGGCUUCUAACAUAUUGAUGACAGCUUCUGGGAGCUCAACAUUGGCUGACAAAUUUAUUGUAUACUUAUCUUCGUUACUCUCCAACACUAAAACUCAAACUAAUAAUGGGAGAUUAACCUAUAAAACCUUAGGAUACAUGGGAGGUGUGAUUACUGGAGAAGUAGCCGAAUAUCUUAUGUGGUACAGCUCAAUGGUUAUUUCAAUGAUCAAGAACGGAGAUGUGUCUUGUGGAGAUACAGCCAGUUUACUAAAUAGCUACAACUUAACCAACACCAGAGAUUUGGAAUUGAAUUCUUUUUUUGACGGAAACCUUACAGAGUUGAUUCCUAGCUAUGAUUUUGAUGGAUCUUCCAAUGUUACUGUAGCAUUGAAGCAAGCAGAAUUGAUUUUGAAAUUAAGUCAACAUUGUCAAUUCAAUAAGGCUACCAUUGGUUUGAGUGCUGUUAACUUCUUUGUCUACAUCAUCACCAGUGGAGUGACUGUGGGUUCCUUUGUUACAUUUUAUCGAGCAUAUAAAAAUUCAGAAGAAGACACAGAGUUGGAAUUCGAUGAUCCUUUCAUGUUCCCUAAAGUAAGUCUGUACAAGAAAUUGGAACAGGAACUGAUCGUUGGUAAAGAGUUAGAAGAUGAGCAAAUCAAUUAUAUUGAGCCUAAUAGUACUUAG
Yamadazyma jaroonii is the source of this 825-nucleotide messenger RNA. Lineage: Eukaryota; Fungi; Ascomycota; Pichiomycetes; Serinales; Debaryomycetaceae. The record is from the annotation of a GenBank genome assembly.